CUCGGGUAAAUUCCACGUGACAGAGGGGAACCCGCAACGGGGUUGUCGGGUAAACCGUCUGUUGUUCGCUCACAGACAAGGACAUAUAAACGCGAUCACAUCUCUACCAUGGGCUCCUUUUACAAUGUUCCUCCUUUUUCUCUUCCUUCUUCUUCUCUUCUACCUUUGCUCCAACUUCUUUCGUCUUCUGGCCCGGCAAUGGCGUUCUCCUCUUCUUCGUCUCCCCGGGCCGCCCUCGCAGUCGUUCUUUGCAGGCAAUCUUGAGCAAAUGCAUGACAUGGCAAACUCUGAUCUAUUGUCGCAAUGGGAGGCACAGUACGGCCCCAAUUAUGCGUACAGAGGAUUCCUUAAUGGUAGCAGGCUAAUGACGACGGAUCCAGUCGCACUUUCGUAUAUCCUGGGGCACGCGUAUGACUACCCAAAGCCGGAUUUCGUUCGUGAUAGUCUAGCGGCGAUGGGUGCAGGUCACGAAGGGCUCCUUACGUCGGAAGGCGAAGUUCACAAGAGACAGCGUAAAAUUCUGUCGCCCGCAUUCUCUCUAUCCCAUAUCAAAUCUUUGACUCCGAUAUUCUGGGACAAGGCCGAACAGCUUCGCGACAUAUGGCUCCAAUCACCAGGCAAACCUGUCCGCGUAGACGCACUUUCUUAUUUGGCUCGUGCUACGUUAGAUGUCAUUGGCUUAGCUGGCUUCGGAUACCACUUUGAUUCACUCUCAUCCUGCGAUAACACAAACGAACUAGCUCACGCCUUUAGCGUCAUCUUCUCUACCGCGCGCAAGUUCAGGUUGAUGACUAUUUUGCAAGUCUGGUUUCCUAUUCUACGACGAUUCCGUCGUCACAAUGCUACCAUGACUGCUGCGCAUGCUACCAUGCGAAGAAUAGGCUUGGAACUCAUUCAGGAACGAAGGCAGGCAGUUACCAAUGAAAUGAGGGAGAAGAAACCCAUGUUAUUAGAUGGGAACAAGACUAUUCUAGGCCGCGACAUUUUGAGUGUUCUAAUACGCUCCAAUCUAAGUGCUUCAUCGUCUGAACAAAUGUCACUUCCCGAGAUAUUAUCUCAAAUAUCCACUUUUCUUGCGGCGGGCCAUGAAACGAGUGCUAGUGCGCUCACAUGGUGCUUGUAUGCACUGGUCACUAAUCCGGACACCCAGGCGGUCCUUCGGGGAGAGUUGAGACAAUUGGAAGCCUUGGAAGGUGACCGAGAACGCCUUACAGAUGAAAUCAUGAAAUGCCAGUAUCUCGACUGGGUUGUCAGGGAAACUCUGCGCCUUCAUUCGCCCGUAACGAACACGAUGAGGGUUUGCAUGCGGGAUGAAGAUGAGAUUCCUAUUGAUUGCAGCUCGACUUCAACGGCCCCAGGUGGAUACGUCGACAAGCAUGGUGUUCGGAGAUACACAAUCAAAGUUAAGAAGUGGGAUAUCAUCACUAUACCGAUCCAGGCAAUCAACGACAGCGAACGGCUCUGGGGCGAAGAUUCCAAGGUUUUCAGACCAGAACGAUGGGCGGCUCGUUCGCCAUUGCGAGCCAAUUCAAUACCGGGCUUGUAUUCAAACAUCAUGACUUUCCUUAACGGAAAUCCGAUAGACGGGAAUCGCUCGUGCAUUGGGUAUAAGUUUGCUCUACUCGAGAUCAAAAUUUUCUUGUAUGUGCUUCUGAAAGACUUGGAAUUCUCAAUUGACCCCACCAUGGUUAUCGAGAAGAGGGUCAACGUGGUAACACGUCCUUUCGUGAAAUCUGAGCCGCAGUUGGGGAACCAGUUGCCUCUCUUUGUACAUCGUGUCUCCCGGGGUGACGUGAAAACAGAUGUUGUUAUCGCACAAACCGCACAAUAGCACGAUGCGCAUCCGGUCGUUUAUCGUCAUCAUAUUCAUUAUUUAUUCCCAUUCACGAAUGGCCGGCUCUGUCGAUCAUUUCAUUUGUGUAAUUGCAUGUGUAACCCUAGCAUAUAUAGUAGAAUAAUAGAAGAUGGUCAGAUUGUCCAGAAGG
Desarmillaria tabescens is the source of this 1985-nucleotide messenger RNA. RefSeq names its product cytochrome P450. Gene Ontology annotation, molecular function: oxidoreductase activity, acting on paired donors, with incorporation or reduction of molecular oxygen; monooxygenase activity; iron ion binding. The transcript is spliced from 11 exons. Lineage: Eukaryota; Fungi; Basidiomycota; Agaricomycetes; Agaricales; Physalacriaceae. The coding region runs from base 125 to 1831 and encodes 568 amino acids. The record is from RefSeq and is a predicted model, not a curated record.